AGAACUGAAAUCGAAUUGAACGGACGUAAAAGCUUGGCUCGAGGCAUACGAAGGUGAAGGCGGCGCAACGACUUUUCGAUUCUGAAAGUGCAUCGAAGGUCGAUUCUCAUCGAUUGGGCGAAACGCAUUACAUAUUCACAUACAUUUGCAUAUUGCAUUUCGGAACAGAAAACUGAGUAUAUUUUGUGAAUAUGAAUAAGCUAAUCACAGCCUUCUGCAUUUUUGCUGUGCUCAGCUGCAGCCUGGCCGAAGAAACUCCGCGUGAAAAGCGGCAAGCUGAAAAGCUGCACAUUACUCUGCUGUAUGAGUCGCUGUGCCCGGACAGCAGGAAAUUCAUGCAUCAGCUGGCUCCCGUGCACGAGGAGCUGAAAGACUACAUUGACAUUGAGCUGGUGCCAUUCGGCAAGUCUUCGUCUGAGAAAAACGGCGCAAUCUUCCACUGCCAACACGGACCGGCGGAGUGCGAGGGGAAUCGUCUGCAGAGCUGCGUCAUCAGCAGCAGCAACGACCAGGCGGCGCAGGUGAAAUUCGUCGUUUGCCAAAUGUUUGCCGCGAAUUAUGCAAAUGCCGAUAAGUGUGCCAGCCAGGCCAACAUCCGCACGGACGUGGAGUAUUGCAUGAAGACCCCGACGGGCACCAAGCUCCAGCUCGAUGCGGAGCUCAUCACGAAUCAGUAUCGGCCCAGCUUUGUGCCCACCAUUGUCUACAAUCGGGUAUUCAAUCAGCAGCUGCAGGACCAGUCGCUGCGCAACUUCCGGGCCACCGUCUGCUAUCUGCUCCGCCAGCAGAUCCCGCUGCCAGCCACUGUCUGCCAAUAAAACUCCAACUUCUUGUGUAUUGAACUGUAAUGGCCAGCAAGGCCUCACCAAUAAAUGUUGUAAUAAACCA
Molecule: messenger RNA, 888 nt
Organism: Drosophila arizonae
Lineage: Eukaryota; Metazoa; Arthropoda; Insecta; Diptera; Drosophilidae
Product: GILT-like protein 1
Molecular function (GO): oxidoreductase activity, acting on a sulfur group of donors, disulfide as acceptor
Source: RefSeq, a predicted model, not a curated record